Messenger RNA from Larimichthys crocea (large yellow croaker), 4080 nucleotides. It is a transcript of the gene nr2f5, whose product is annotated as nuclear receptor subfamily 2, group F, member 5. The transcript is spliced from 4 exons. Gene Ontology annotation, biological process: regulation of DNA-templated transcription. The record is from RefSeq and is a predicted model, not a curated record. Gene Ontology annotation, molecular function: zinc ion binding; sequence-specific DNA binding; DNA-binding transcription factor activity. The coding region runs from base 866 to 2089 and encodes 407 amino acids. Lineage: Eukaryota; Metazoa; Chordata; Actinopteri; Sciaenidae.
GGACUCUCAGAGGUGGGACACACAGUCGAAGGGUUGAAUCGAGCAGGGCAGAGAUUGAAUCUGCGCGUAAAGUGUCUGUGUUUUAAUCUCCUGCUGCACUCACACACACACACAACCACGGAGGAUAUUUUAGACUGCGUGUUGGGUAAAUAAAUAUCGCGCACUGACGUCGCUCUCUCCAAAAAAACCUCAUCGCGGCGCGCAAGAACAAGACGGACAAGGAUCGCCGACUCCUCGGGAACUGCGUUUUUAUUAGGCUACUGAUUCCAGGAGCGUGCUGGGACUAGACAAAUCCUGAACCAGAAACAUGGUCAGUAUUAAACCGAGCUUGUCGUUGAAGAGGCAGAAGCGAUCCUGACUGAACCUAAAUGCGGCAUUGAGCGUGGGACAGACUGGAGCGACCGGCCGAGAGACGAAAUCCUGUUGUCUGUUAUAUCCCGUCUUCCAAAUUGUAAGAAAAAGGGUUGAACAAUAAGUAAGAUAACGUUGUGUGUUCACAGCCUGCUCGUUGACUUAUUGGACUGACUUUUCCAAGAGGUUACUCUCUGAAGAACAACGUGUUUAUGGAUUGCUGCGCAGCGAGGAGCACCGGGAGUUGUAGGCUACGCGCUUAUGCAUCGAUCAUGUUGAUACCUCGCUGUUGCUGUAAACUUUGAUAGAUGUUUACAGACAGAACUGAGUCAUAAAGAAAAAAAAUAUUUAAAUAAAUAAGCUCGUAUAAGCUCAGAUUGACCUCUGGAGGAAGUGGGAAGCGCCUUUUCGCCCUCCCUCGGUUUUUUCUCCCAAGACGUCAGGACGGAUCUGUAUCACUGAGUCUUACUCUGCUUCUGUGAUUUAAACAAAGACCAAAGUGUUUUGGGAUAGCAUGGCAAUGGUAGUAAACCAGUGGUCAGAGAACAUUUCGGCAGAUCCGGGGUCUCAGCUCCAGAUUUGCGGCCAGGAGCCCGGCGGGGCACCGGGGACUCCCAACGGCUCCACCCCGGGGAACGACGCACUUUCCGGGGACAAGAUCCCCAACGUGGACUGCAUGGUGUGCGGGGACAAGUCCAGUGGGAAGCAUUACGGCCAGUUCACCUGCGAGGGAUGCAAAAGCUUCUUUAAGCGUUCGGUGAGGCGGAACCUCUCGUACACCUGCCGGGGGAACCGAGACUGUCCCAUCGACCAGCACCACCGGAACCAGUGUCAGUACUGCCGGCUGAAGAAGUGCCUUAAAGUCGGCAUGAGGAGAGAAGGUAAGCCCGCUGUACAACGAGGACGUACAUCGAACUCUCAGACCAGCCCAGGACAGUACCUGACCAACGGCACCGACCCGUACAACGGGCAGCCCUACUUAUCCGGCUUCAUCUCUCUGUUGCUGCGUGCCGAGCCCUACCCCACGUCUCGCUACGGGGCCCAGUGCAUGCAGGGAAACAACCUGAUGGGCAUUGAGAACAUCUGCGAGCUGGCGGCCAGGCUGCUGUUCAGCGCCGUUGAGUGGGCCAAGAACAUCCCUUUCUUCCCUGAUCUGCAGCUCAUGGAUCAGGUGGCGCUGUUGCGCAUGUCGUGGAGCGAGCUCUUCGUUCUCAACGCCGCCCAGUGCUCCAUGCCGCUUCACGUGGCGCCUCUUUUGGCAGCGGCUGGCCUGCACGCGUCGCCCAUGUCGGCAGAGCGCGUGGUGGCUUUCAUGGACCACAUCCGAGUCUUCCAGGAGCAGGUGGAGAAGCUGAAGGCCCUGCAGGUCGACACGGCUGAAUAUUCCUGCCUCAAGUCCAUCGUGCUCUUCACUUCCGAUGCUAUGGGGCUGUCAGAUGUUGCUCAUGUGGAGAGCAUCCAGGAGAAGUCCCAGUGUGCCCUGGAGGAGUAUGUAAGGAACCAGUACCCAAGUCAGCCAAACCGCUUUGGACGGCUCCUCCUCCGCCUGCCCUCCCUGCGCAUUGUCUCCUCUCCCGUCAUUGAGCAGCUGUUUUUCGUUCGCCUGGUAGGGAAGACGCCCAUCGAGACACUGCUUCGCGACAUGCUGCUCUCGGGCUCCAGCUACAACUGGCCCUACAUGCCCACCGUGCAGCGCGAGCGGCCGAUCUCCCUCCACUACAACGAGAACGGGCCCUGAGGUGGCAAAGACAAAUGAAGGAGAAGCUACUGGACAAAUUCAGGCUGAACAUCCAUCUGACUACUCAUCCAUCCAUUCAUCCUUCCUUUCUUCCCUUCAUUCUCUGCUUUCAACUUCUCAGCUUUCCCCAAAGGAAGCACCACCCUCACCAUUCCACUCAAGAAACCCCAUGCAGACAAAAUCAUCCGUUAUCGUCCCGGUUACACAUGCCAGCCACUCAAUCACCAUGGCCAUUUCAGAGACUUGGUGGCCCGUCGGCGGGCCCACAGCCAAUGGUUCAGUCUACAUUUGAGAUGUGGCACGAGAUGGACAGGUUGGUAGAACGGGUUAUUGCGCAGUUCACCAGCAGGUCUGCUGGACUCCCUUCAGAUGUCAGUCUCAAACCUUGACGAAAAAACAGGAGCAGCAAAAGACAAAACGUUUGCUUUAUUGUUGGUGCUACGCCUUCAUUUACAGAGGCCGUGCACCAGCAACCCAGUAUGGUGAAUACUGAGCAAGGGCUUUGCCAAAGGGACUCUACGACCAAGAGCACAAGGCCUGUUGUAUAUUUACCAAUUUUUUGAAAAGAAAGCCAGAAGCCAUUAAAAAAAAAAAAAAAGACAAAUGCCAAAAUGUCUUGGACUUUUGUAGAGGACAUGUUUUAAUGUGUGUGUUUGUAUUAGCACUGUUUAUAUGGAGAGAAAAACUCAUGAUUGUGUCCAUAUGUACAGUAUAUUGUCGAUUCAUAGGCAUCUAUAGCAUAUUAGGGUUCAAUGGGAAAAGCUCAGGUUCAACGGGUGGGUAGACGGACGGACGGACAGACGGACAUGCCAAUAUCAAUACAAAAGCAAAAAAAAGAAAAGACAAACCCAGCGAAAUUUACACUUAUCAGCAGCCUGUGCCAAAGCUGAAGGACGCAUAUUGUUUGGAUAUUUUUGUGGUAGUGUUGGUGAUGAAAAUUUAAUGUUUGGUUUGUCUAUAAUUUGACUAUAUACUUGUUUUUGGGUCUCAGGGGGUGAAAAGGAGUUUGUAAAAGAAAAAUACAAAUGAAAGUUUAGGCACUUGCAUUGUAAACUCAUCAGACCUUCACGUAUUCACUCCCGUAAAAUCACAGCACUGGUAGACUCCGUUGCUACCGUUAUGCCAUUUGAUCGAGCGACCUUUUCUACUUAUUCAAAAGGCCCAUUUAAAAACUCUUGUCAUCGCAGGAGCGACACAACUCAUCCUCAUUUAUUGUUUUAUAGUCAUGAUUGUCAAUAUUGGGACCUUUUUGGACCGGGUUGGAGCAUUUUACAAAAGAAAAAGCUGUACUUGCCUUAGAACAAAAGAUUUUGUCACUGAGCAUUUAUCUUAUGACUGUGCCAUAAUCUCUCGUUACCUGUUAUAACAGGUAUUAUGUCCUGUCAGGAGAGGAAGUGAACUCACGUGAUGUAAAAGUGAUUAACGUGCACGUAAAGUCAUAAGGGCGAUGCAAAAAUACGGAGAUUUUUUCUUUUUAAUACAUCAAUGUAAAGAAAAUAUUAAUUUCUGCUUUAACAUCAUCAGCACUUUCAUUUUUUAGACCUCAUGCGAGUUCUUUUCCACUUCCUGAUGAUAUUGUCAUGUAGGGAAAACCCCCUCGACUCAUGUCAUUUGAGCUUAUCGUACCGAUACCGUAGAAAAAGUAUCACUAACCUCUGAAAACCUCAGUCUAUGUUACAAUAUUAUCCCAGUUGGACUUAUGGACUGUGACUUAGCUUAGGACUAUUUUAAGUUGUUUUGUUUUGUUUUGUUUUUUUUCUUCCUGUCAAUGGAAGUAAGUUUGUUUGGACGACCUGUCUCACAUUUCCAACAUGGCACUGUGGUAUCAACAUCAAGUAUUGGUAUUGUAAAAGCCAUCUGGGACCUUAGAAAGCUGCCUGUUGAUAAAUUAAUUCACAGAAAGUUUCUAUGAGUUUGUUUUUAUCCCCUCUACUUUUGUUUGGAAAUAUGGAUUAUCCAUUAAUUGAAAUAAAAUUCUGUUGUUCACAGAA